Guillardia theta CCMP2712 is the source of this 363-nucleotide messenger RNA. RefSeq lists its product as hypothetical. NCBI's taxonomy places the organism in Eukaryota, Cryptophyceae, Pyrenomonadales, Geminigeraceae. Bases 1 to 363 code for a protein of 120 amino acids. The record is from RefSeq and is a predicted model, not a curated record. The transcript is spliced from 5 exons.
AUGAGCAAAGGUAUCAAGAAAGGAGUCAAGGGCAGCAAGAAGAUAACAUCGUCGAGGUCUGGCAAUCUGCAGCAGCCUACUUUAACCCUAACGUGCUUGUCUUGUUCACGUGUCAUAGAUCGUCUGGAGUGCAAGAAAGCGAAAUGGAGAACAAAGCGAUGUCUUCGUGGGAGAGAGCAGAACAAAGAUUCUUGGAACAAGCAAUUCAAGCGAGCAUGCGAGAAGCGCGACAUGGAGAUCCAGAUUGAAGAAGGUACAACAGCAGAAGAGGCGAUAAACAUGAUCAGACAAUCCGCUCAACUCAAGAAGAAAUUGAGACUUAGAAUAGCAUGCCAGGAAAGAUUUCUGCCUCCCAUGGCGUAA